This is a messenger RNA of Vombatus ursinus (common wombat), 1785 nucleotides long. RefSeq names its product nuclear factor, erythroid 2 (gene NFE2). The transcript has 3 exons. Lineage: Eukaryota; Metazoa; Chordata; Mammalia; Diprotodontia; Vombatidae. Gene Ontology annotation, cellular component: nucleus. Gene Ontology annotation, biological process: regulation of transcription by RNA polymerase II. Gene Ontology annotation, molecular function: DNA-binding transcription factor activity, RNA polymerase II-specific; RNA polymerase II cis-regulatory region sequence-specific DNA binding. The coding region runs from base 301 to 1428 and encodes 375 amino acids. The record is from RefSeq and is a predicted model, not a curated record.
UGGGAGGAGGGACAGAUAACCCACAGCCUGGGGGUUUGGAGAGGAGGUUUCAGCUGCCUCAGGAUCCUCUGGCUUACCGCCUGAGCCCUUGAACUCAGCCCUUGGAUAUGCUGCAAGGAACAGAUCUCCACCUCUCCUCCCAGUGACAUCAGUGGGGUCUACCCCAUCUCUCUGCCUUCUCAGAGACAGAAAUACCAAGAGAGACAUCCCUCCUCCUUCUCUCCGCUGCCUGGACACUGCCACAGGUUGCUUGGGUGACCUGGGCCUGGGGGAGCCUUCCCUGGCUCCUGGCCUGGUAGGAUGCCCCCGUGUCCUCCACAGCAGAGCAGGAACCGGGCUACACUGCUCACUGCCCCAGAGCUGGGAGAGAUGGAGCUGACCUGGCAGGAAAUUAUGUCUAUCACAGAGCUGCAGGGCCUUGAUAUCCAAAAUGAGCCAACUUUUGAGUCCCCAGUGCCAUAUUCUGGGCCUGCACCUCCUCCUGCUUAUGGACCUUGCCCAAUUCUACCUGACACUGGCAACCACCUCACCUCGCCCUAUGAGGGUCUCUACCAGGACUUCCCUCCACCCUCCGCCCUGGUUCCGGACUCUCCCUAUGCAUAUGGCAGCCUGGCCCUUCCUGUUUCUAAGCCCAUGACCCUCUCAGGACUCCUCAGCGAACCUCUCCCCAAGUCCCUGUCCCUGCUGGACAUGGGGCUGCCUGUGGGACCCACCAAACCUCAAGAAGACCCUGAAUCUGACUCUGGUUUAUCCCUCAACUACAGCGAUGCAGAAUCCCUAGAGAUGGAGGGAAUAGAGGCUGGGAGACAGAGAGGAGAAUAUGUGGAGAUGUUCCCCGUGGAGCACCCCUAUCCACUCAUGCCUACCUCUCUAGUCCAUUCCAACUAUGUUCUGCCACCUCCUGAGACUCACUUGACUUUUGAACCCAUGAUGUGCCCCGGAAGGGCCAAACCCUCAGGACGAGGGGAGUCAGGAAGCAGGGAUGAGCGCAGGGCUCUGGCCAUGAAGAUCCCCUUCCCCACUGAGAAAAUUGUCAACUUACCUGUGGAUGACUUUAAUGAGUUAGUGGCUAGGUAUCCACUUAGUGAGAGCCAGCUGGCCUUGGUCCGGGACAUCAGGCGGCGGGGCAAGAACAAGGUGGCUGCCCAGAACUGUCGAAAAAGGAAGCUGGAGACCAUUGUGCAGUUAGAGCGGGAAUUGGAGAGGUUGGGCAAUGAGCGGGAACGGCUACUAAGGGCCCGAGGGGAGGCCAACCGGACCCUGGGGGCCAUGCGCCAGCAGCUGGCAGAGCUGUACCGAGAUGUCUUCCGGAGGCUGCGUGACGAAGCUGGCAAUGGCUACUCUCCAGAAGAGUAUGCUUUGCAACAGGCAGGUGAUGGCGCCAUCUUCUUGGUGCCCAGGGCUGUCAAGAUGGAGACAUCAGACUGAAUAGGGGAAGAGAAAUUGGGAGGGAAAAGAAAUUGGAGGUAGUAAAGUGUGCAUUUCCUUCUUCCCCUUGCCUCGCCCUUCUCAGAAAGGUGCUCCUCAAACUUGGCCUGUCAGGGCAGAGGUUGGAGAAUUGAAUUGAUUUGGAGGGCUCAGGAAGACAGGCAUCUCUCAGGGAGUGAAGGGUAGGAAUGGCACUGUGCUAACUUCAGGGAGACUGGUUUGGGGGAUGUAGGAGGCCUGGAAGCUGUCUGCUCUAUUCCUGGUUGCCCCCCUCCCUUCAGUUCUCCAGACAGGCCCCUCUACCUCCAAGGACUCAAAUUAAGCUUUGAAAGAUAAAGCAUGAUACAGAAAACUUUA